Lactuca virosa is the source of this 2453-nucleotide messenger RNA. The record is from the annotation of a GenBank genome assembly. Lineage: Eukaryota; Viridiplantae; Streptophyta; Magnoliopsida; Asterales; Asteraceae.
ACACCACUGUUUUUUCCUUGGAACGGGAAAAGUUUGCCCUCUCUUUACUUUCCUUUUCUUGUUCUUCAUUCCCCAUUGAUGAAUUAAUACGUAGAUUCAUGGAAUCACAAACGCAGCAAUACCCUAAUAACAAUAUCAAUCGUCACCAACAACGAUCAUACGGAGGACGAGGGAGCUCAAGCACGAGCACAAGCACCGCAACAAUGGAAAUGGCGAGACAACCCUUACAGCAGCACUCCGACAACGACAGAAGCAGCGCCGAACUCCGCGCACUCGAUUGUAACCUCACUUCCUUAUGUGAUCAUAUUCAAAUGGAAGGUUUCAACAAUGGAUCCUUCUCAGAUGUAGUCGUUCAGGCCAUGGGCGCUACUUAUCAUCUCCACCGUCUCAUCCUCUCUCGUAGUUCUUACUUCAGAAACAUGCUUCAUGGUCCUUGGAAAGAUGCAAAUGCACCAGUUUUGACCUUGCAUGUGGAUGACAACAAUGUUAACAGAGAAGCCAUUGCUAUAGCUUUGGCAUAUCUAUAUGGAAAUCACCCUAAACUUGAUGACACUAAUGCAUUCCGUGUUCUUGCUGCAGCUUCAUUUCUUGACCUUCAGAAUUUAUGUGCGAUUUGCACUGAUUUCAUUAUAUCAGAACUCUGGACUACAAACUUGUUAGCAUAUCAGGUUUUUGCAGAGGGCCAAAAUUAUGGUGAACAUGGAGAACGUGUUAGAAAUGCUUGUUGGGGUUAUCUUUGUCAAAGUGGGGCCAUGGAGUUGAAAGAAGUGCUUCCAAAGCUUUCCUCUCAAACACUGCAUGCAUUACUAACUUCUGAUGAACUAUGGGUGCCUAGUGAAGAAAAAAGGUUUGAAUUGGCAUUAUACAUCCUCCUCUCAAAAGGUGCAUUUAGUAAAUCAGAACAUCCAGAUCAAAGUGGGCUCCUUUCCAAGACUUUGACCAGUCAACUAUCAUGUGAAGGAGAAGUUCAUGAUGCUGCCCAAACCAUUCUAGUCGAGCUUGCUGACCGGGUUGUGGAUUCCCAAACCGGGCUGCCCGAAUUCAGACGCCAAGUACAAGAAUCCGGAUCCGGGCAAAGAUUUGGGAAUGACAAUGAGUGGGGUAGGUGUGGGGUACCCUUGUCAUGGGGUGGAAGGAUUGUUGGGAGAAGAGAGUUGAAGAGUUGUGCUAAGGGGAUUUGUGGAUUGAAUAGUGAUGAAUAUGAUACUUUUGUUAAUAUAUUUGAAGGGGGGUCGGUUUUGUAUUGUAAUAUGACUUUUGAGGCUCUUUUAAAUGUGAGGAAGCAUUUAGAAGAAUUGGGGUUCCCUUGUAAAUCGGUUAAUGAUGGUCUUUGGCUCCAGACACUUUUAAGCCAACGUAUCCACGAAAUAGGCGCAGACACCUGCAAAAGUUGUUGCCUAGUCAGCAUGGCAUGUCAGUGUAGGCCACCAUACGGAUUCACACGCACCGGUUACUACAUGCAAGAGCACGAUCAAAACACUUCAACAACCGGCAUAGGAGACGUGUACGUAACCGACUCCUCUCAGGGCGAAGUAAAUGGACUAUUUCGCCCUGUGCGCGUGCACGUGCGCGGUACCAUCGACGGGCUAGCGGGUAUCGGACGCGGAUCCACGUACGUCCCCGCAACGGCAUGGCCGCCAACACGUUUUGUGUUCUCGCGUGUCCCGUUUCAUAUGGGGAAUAGGAAUUGUCAGCAGUCGAUUGGGAAUGGGAAUGGGAAUGGGAAUGAUGAUGUGGAGAAUAGAGAGGAACAACAACAACAUCAACAUGGUGGGGAUGGGUUGACUGCUGUGGUGGGGUUGAGUCAAGGGAGUGGGGAGGGGUAUGAUGGGGAUUUUGGUGGGAGGGUGAAUGGGGUGCAGAUGAUGGAUUCUUCGUCUGAAGAUGGUGGUGGAGUUGAAUGGGAGAAUGAAAGUAGUUCUAUAUCGUUGGAUAUGAAAACGCCUUUGAGUCAUUUUCCUCCUUUUCGAUUUGGGGUGGAAUUCCAAGAUGUUCUUCGGCUCAAUGAUGGACAAGUCAAACACUCUCCUGAGUAUUUCUAUGCUGGUUCUUUAUGGAAGGUAAGUGUUCAGGCUUUCAAUGAUGAAGAUCCUCAAGGGCGUCGAACUCUUGGAUUGUUUCUUCAUCGAAGGAAGGCAGAGAUACCUGAAUCAUUUAGAAAGGUUCAUAUGUAUGUGGAUGCUCGUGAGAAGGUUACUGCUCGUUAUCAGUUAAUUUGUCCAUCAAAAAGAGAAGUGAUGGUGUUUGGAAGCUUUAAACAACCAGGAACCCUUUUACCAAAAGCUCCCAAAGGAUGGGGUUGGCGUACAGCUUUGUUAUUUGAUGAACUUGGAGAACUUUUACAGAAUGGGUCCUUGAGGAUAGCUGCUGUUGUGCAACUUAUAUGACUUACAUUUAAAUUAUUUUUAUUUUCUUUUCUAGUAUUAAAAUACACCCAUAUUUGCUAUUUGCUA